Molecule: messenger RNA, 1161 nt
Organism: Drosophila elegans
Lineage: Eukaryota; Metazoa; Arthropoda; Insecta; Diptera; Drosophilidae
Gene: Hao
Product: peroxisomal (S)-2-hydroxy-acid oxidase
Exons: 2
Coding region: 3-1103 (366 amino acids)
Molecular function (GO): oxidoreductase activity; FMN binding
Source: RefSeq, a predicted model, not a curated record
UCAUGGCUCUGGUGUGUGUGGAGGACUUUGAGAAGAAGGCCGCUGGUCAGUUGGAGAAGAAUGCUUUGGACUACUACCGCAGUGGAGCCGGUGAGCAGUUCACCUUGGCACUGAACCGCGAGGCAUUCCGCCGGCUGCGUCUGCGUCCGCGUUGCCUGAGAGAUGUCUCCCACUUGGACGUCAGCUGCAAGAUCUUCGGGGAGCAGAUGAAGUGGCCACUGGGCAUUGCCCCCACUGCGAUGCAGAAAAUGGCACAUCCGGAUGGCGAGAUCGGAAAUGCCAGGGCGGCCGGAAAAGCUGGCUCCAUCUUUAUACUCAGCACCCUGUCUACCACUUCGCUGGAGGAUCUGGCUGUCGGUGCGCCGGACACCGUGAAGUGGUUUCAGCUUUACAUCUACAAGGAUCGUACCAUAACAGAAAAUCUUGUGCGCCGCGCCGAGAAGGCCAACUUCAAAGCCCUCGUCCUGACCAUCGAUGCCCCCAUCUUUGGACACCGUCGUGCCGAUGUGCGCAACAACUUUAGCCUGCCAUCGCACCUGACCCUGGCCAAUUUCCAGGGCGUAAAGGCCACCGGAGUGGGUAGCGCCACCAUGGGCGCCUCUGGCAUUAAUGAGUAUGUUUCCAGCCAGUUCGAUCCCACCAUCACCUGGAAGGAUAUUGCCUGGCUAAAGAGCAUUACCCAGCUACCCAUUGUGGUGAAGGGUGUGCUGACUGCCGAGGAUGCCGUGUUGGCCAGGGAGUUUGGAUGCGCCGGACUCAUUGUGUCCAACCACGGAGCACGGCAGAUCGACACGGUUCCGGCCUCGAUCGAAGCUCUGCCGGAGAUUGUGAAAGCCGUGGGUGAGGAUCUGGUGGUUAUGCUGGACGGAGGCAUCAUGCAGGGCAACGACAUCUUCAAGGCCCUGGCUCUGGGAGCAAAGACCGUAUUCGUGGGUCGUCCGGCUGUCUGGGCUCUGGCCUACAAUGGCGAGAAGGGCGUGGAGGAGAUGCUGAAAGUGCUGAAGAAGGAUUUCGAGAUCACAAUGGCGCUGAUAGGUUGCCAAACUCUCAAGGACAUCCAAUCCUCAAUGGUUGUUCAUGAGUGGCAAUAUGCCAAGCUAUAAACAUAUACUUUAUAGUUCUUAUCGUUAAAACACAAUAAAGUCUUCAAUAAAGAUAAAC